Messenger RNA from Ostrinia nubilalis (European corn borer), 1216 nucleotides. Its product is annotated as calcyphosin-like protein. Gene Ontology annotation, molecular function: calcium ion binding. Lineage: Eukaryota; Metazoa; Arthropoda; Insecta; Lepidoptera; Crambidae. The transcript has 7 exons. Bases 129 to 851 code for a protein of 240 amino acids. The record is from RefSeq and is a predicted model, not a curated record.
AAUAAUUUAUUGUGCUUUGUUGUGCUUCUUCCCUUCCACCAUUCCUUGUGCGAAUGUGACGUGGGACAGUUUAUUCGGAAUAUCUGCAAUUUAUUGUUGGGAUACUAAGUGAAAUCGAGUGUUUUAUCAUGAAUGAAGGCAAUAUCAAUGAUGACGAUAAUAUGUAUCACGAUACAUUCCAAGGAAAGGCUAAAACUUCCUCCAACCUAGCAUGGCACAGACCGAUGUCGACAAGGUUCCGUCUAGAGGAGGAGCUGAUUCAGCGCACCUCCCGAGCGCUGGAAGCGGAAACCGACCCUCUGGAGAAGCUGCGUCUGAUGUGCCUUUCGCAUGGCGCCGUCGGCAUCAUGGGGCUGGCCAGGGUGUUUCGGAAAAUGGAUGAAGGAGGCACUGGGCGGUUGACCAAGGAGAAGUUUGCAAACUGCAUCAAGGAAACUGGGCUGGAUUUUAGUUACAAGGAUGCAGUAGACGUCUUCAACAAGUUCAAAAGAGAUAGCAACGGCACUAUCAGUCUUGACGAAUUCCUGUUAAACGUUCGUCCGUCUAUGUCUGAGACCCGUAGAAGCAUCUUGGAGCAGGCGUUCAAGAAACUGGACAAAACUGGCGACGGGGUCCUCUCUGUGGCGGACCUCCGCAGAUGCUACGCCGUGACGUCACAGCAAAGUUACAUGUGCGGCGAAGAGACCGCUGAAUUCGUAAUGGACAGGUUCCUUUCCAACUUCGAACAAGAUGGGAUCGUGGACGGGAAGGUGACUCACGAGGAGUUCAUGAACUACUACAGCGGCCUCAGCGUGUCCAUAGACAACGACUGCUUCUUCGAUCUGAUGAUACGUCAGGCCUACAAGCUGUAAACUUGUUCUAGUGACCAAAAAAGAAGACCACGUGCAAAAUUUAUGGGAUCUAGAAAUUACUAAAAAAGCUAACAUUCAUUUUCAAUGUCUUUAUAUAAAAUUCCUAAUAAACAAAACUAAAAAAAUAUUAGCUUGCGGUUAAAUUCUGUCCCAUUUAAAAAAAUAUUUACUUGAUUUGAACCUUUGAAGAAAGAAACAGCCUGUUCUGCCUCAAAUAAGUCGAUAGUUAAUAAUUAUUGUCAUAAUACUCCUACGUCUUGCAUUAAUAAAACAUAAUCUACUUGUAAUAGGUAGGUACAUGCUGAAUGCAAAUUUUAGUUGGGCUAAUGUUAAUUUAUUUAAAUUAAAUUUUAUUGUUACUUAAA